This is a messenger RNA of Chaetomium strumarium, 1613 nucleotides long. RefSeq lists its product as uncharacterized. The coding region runs from base 1 to 1233 and encodes 410 amino acids. The record is from RefSeq and is a predicted model, not a curated record. The transcript is spliced from 2 exons. Lineage: Eukaryota; Fungi; Ascomycota; Sordariomycetes; Sordariales; Chaetomiaceae.
AUGCCGAGGAAGCGCAUGGCACCCCCGUCGGACGCUGCCAGCGAAGGAGCCGAACCUCCCCUGAAGGCACAACGAAUCAAGAAGGAUUCAGAGAAGGCGUUCAUCGCCGCUUCUCGCCGGGCCGACCGCUCCCUAAGUGACCGCAUAGGCUCCGCGUUGUUAGCGUCGGAAUGCCACAGGGAGCGGACGGGCAGGCGUCUCAAGGUCACCGAAGAGGCAGUGCGCGGGGACGUACCGUAUGAGAGCGAGGAGGACGAAGAGCCGGGCAACGGCAGGCUCGGCAGCGUUCCUCGCAAUCAAACGCUGUCCAGCCAAUAUAGCCUGGCAGCCCAGCGUUACGACGUGGUGAGCCAGGAUUUUAGGGAGGCCUUCUCAGGCCUUCCUCCGUUGGACCAGCUAACGGCACUCCGCCGACAGCAACUCAACCGGCCGUUCCUUAACCUUCAGGGGACCACUGCCACGUUGGAUAGAGCAAACUCCCUCCCGUCCCUUUCUCCUGUCGCCCCUGCGCUUCCGCGGUACCCAGCGCAGGACGCAGGGGACCUUGCUCAGGCCCCGGAUGCCUCCAUGAGUAGCCACCGAUUGCAGCACCUGCGGAGCUACUCGCUCCCCCAGCUGGUGCAUCCGGCCCAGGACCCGUCAGCCAACUUGUCGCUGGCGUUGUAUCAACCCAGCACGGGGUUAGCGGCCUACCAUCCUUUGCCGCUACCAUCCCCUUCCCCGGCCGGCGCAAUACCAUCCUUCCCCGGCCCCGGCACAAUCCCCUCCUUCCCCGGCGCCGGUACCCUACCAUCCGUCCCCGGCCCCGGCGCCCUACCAUCUUCCCCGGCCCCGGCGCCCUCCCGUCCCCCGCCACUCGCCUCUUCCAUGCCGGCAGGGGCGGAGCCCGAACCUUCGCCCUCUGCCGACCCGGUGACGGCGAUAGGGUUAGCGAGCUCGGGGACGGACCCGGACAUGUCGCCCUCCGACGACUCGUGGAUGGCGAUAUGGUCAGCGAGUCCGGGGACGGAGCCGGACGUGUCGCCCUUCGACACGCAGGUGCCGACAGGGACGGACAUCGCGGCGACGGAGCCUAUCGAGUCGAUGUUCGACUCGGCGAUGUUCGACUUGGCGAUGCCGGCGGGGAUGGACGCCAGAGGCGAGGAGCCCCCUCCCGAUCCUAAGUGGAAUGAAUUUCUCAUCUGGGACGACGGGGCCGUCGCGCGCGUCGCGCGCGACGGUAGCCAGACAUAGGGAAGGGAACUUUCUUUCCCUUCUUUUUCUUUCUUUCCUUUCUUUUCUUGCUUUUCUUUUUUUUCUUUUCUUUUUCUUUCAAUAGUUGGUUUGAUAUCGUCUUGUUCUUGACAGCAGUGCGACGUUCGGAAGAAGAAAAAUACAAGCAGUGAUCGUUUCCUUUUGUUUAGUCGUUGGUCCAUGGUCAUGGUGUUCUUAAACGGGAUCGAGGCGUUGGAAAGAGAAUGUACAAGUUUGGGUUUCUGGCGGAUGUCUUCUUUAGUGGUUUUGGGCAUACUCUUAGCAAGGAGUUGAUGGUUGAGCAUAGGAUACCCGGAAAUGUUGAAAAAAAAAAAGGAGAGUAACAGGUUCAGGUCAGUGUGAAGUGAAAUAUGUGCAAG